This is a messenger RNA of Iphiclides podalirius (scarce swallowtail), 309 nucleotides long. Lineage: Eukaryota; Metazoa; Arthropoda; Insecta; Lepidoptera; Papilionidae. The record is from the annotation of a GenBank genome assembly.
AUGGAAAAACCGGAGGGUGGAAGGAUAGAUGGAAAAUUGUUUUGGCAAUCGGCUAAAGAAAAUGGCCACCGCAUUUCCUGCGGUCAAAGCGGCGGCUCUCCCAAUCGCCGGGCACCGGGCGAGUUAUGUAUUCCCGUGACGCCGAUUAUGGCGGGAAGAAUCGCCGCCAUUAGCGAAAUCGAACGCGCGCGUCCUAUGGGGCUGUCAUCGGCACAUCGAUAUGGGCAUUACGCGAUGUCGACGGAGUACGGACGCGGCGCCGUCGACGCAGCGACGCCCGCCAUACAUACCGGCCGCUGUGUCGCGCGC